Synchiropus splendidus (mandarinfish) is the source of this 3664-nucleotide messenger RNA. RefSeq names its product nuclear transcription factor, X-box binding 1 (gene nfx1). The record is from RefSeq and is a predicted model, not a curated record. NCBI's taxonomy places the organism in Eukaryota, Metazoa, Chordata, Actinopteri, Syngnathiformes, Callionymidae. Gene Ontology annotation, biological process: negative regulation of transcription by RNA polymerase II. Gene Ontology annotation, molecular function: zinc ion binding; DNA-binding transcription factor activity, RNA polymerase II-specific; RNA polymerase II transcription regulatory region sequence-specific DNA binding. The coding region runs from base 230 to 3331 and encodes 1033 amino acids. The transcript is spliced from 23 exons. Gene Ontology annotation, cellular component: nucleus.
CGGAAGUGUGGCGGUAACUACUCGGACUCAGUUAGCAUUGUAGCUCAAGUGAGUGGACGGCAGGUUGUUGUCGAGUCUUGACGAAGAAACCGUCGCUUUUCUGAUCCUUAAAUUUUGAUUACUAACCCUGUCAUUUGUGAGUUAUCCCCGCGUGUACUUGUCAUCGUCUGGAAAACACCGUGGUGAGUCUGAACUUGCGUGGGGCAGCGACUAUCCCAACUCGGGCUGAAUGGCUGAAGGCUCCUCAGACCCACCUGAGUUUGGACUAGAAGGUUUGGCUGUAUUAAAGACAAACCCCCACAAAUCCAGACGAGGGUAUCCCAGGCACAACAAUAACAACAACAACAGGAGCUUUAAUAGUACCAGUUUUGAUCCCUCUCAACACUUUGGCUACUUCUCUCAGGGCUAUCCUCCAUGUAAUCCUCAACAUGGCUUUUAUCCUCCUCACCAUGGCGAGCCGGCAACAAGAAGACGUGGGGGCGGAAGGAGGGGUGGAGAACGUUCAUGGUGGCAAAGGCCUGGAGCUGACAGGGUGCAAAACCAAGAGCAAUCUGGAGCUGGAGCUGACGGGCCGACCUGGAGGAGAGAAGCGGGGAGUUUUGAGGAACCAAACGAGAGCCGAGAUGUGAAAAAGGCCAAGAAGUUCAACCACGAGCCGAGGAGAGGGAAGGGACAUCACCUGCAGGAGAACAACAGAACAGUAGAUCAACAACAGCAGCAGCAGUUUGAGGACACCAAAACAGGGACGCUCCAGAGGAGCCGCAGUAAUCCUGAUCACCAAGUGGAUCAACAAAGCAACCGAAGACAUGGACCUAUCAAACCACCCAGACCUCAGGAAGACAUGUUCCUGGAGCAUGAGUUCAGAGGCCACGAGGGACCCACCAAUGGAUCACGUCAGGACUCGGUGCGCUCAAGAGGUCAGAGACGAUCUCAACGCCAGAGACCUAGUCAGAGAUCCCGGGAGAAGAUUCAUCAGAGCAAAGAGACACAGACCGGAUGUCUGAUCGAGCAGCUGUCUGAGGAGAAGUACGAGUGCAUGGUGUGCUGUGAUGUCAUCAAGCACAUGGCUCCAGUGUGGAGCUGUCAGAGCUGCUUCCAUGUCUUCCACCUGAACUGCAUCAAGAAGUGGGCUCGGUCCCCGGUGUCCCAGGCUGAAGAUACCACUGAAGGCUGGCGCUGUCCUGCCUGCCAGAAUGUUGCCCUGAAACGCCCAACAUCUUAUACCUGCUUCUGUGGUAAGGUGACCAACCCGGAGUGGCAGCGCAGUGAGAUCCCUCACAGCUGCGGCGACAUGUGUGGGAAGAAGCGAGGGGGAGACGACUGCACCCAUCCCUGCAACAUCUUGUGCCAUCCUGGUCCGUGUCCUCAGUGUCCGGCCUUCAUCACCAAGUCUUGCGUCUGUGGUAAAAUAAGUCAGCCGGUGCGUUGCGGUCAGUCGACCGUGCUCAGGUGUGAAAACGUGUGCAGCACGUUACUCAACUGUGGCAAACACACCUGCACAGAGGUGUGUCACAGCGGGCCGUGUCAGCCCUGUCAGCUGCAGGUUCAGCAAGUCUGUUUCUGCGGCGUCACCACCCGGGAGGUCCUGUGUGACGAAGGAAAAAAUGAAGUGGAGGGUUCGGGUCAGUUCUCCUGUGAACACUUGUGUGGAAAGAUGUUGAACUGUGAGACCCACCGAUGCCAGCAGCCAUGCCACCGUGGCCAGUGCGAGCCCUGCCCUCGCUCCCCAAGCAUUGUCAAGUCUUGUCCGUGCGGUCAAACCCAGCUGGCCAAACUCAUGGACUUGGGUUACUCGAAGCGACAGAGCUGCUCUGAUCCAAUCCCCUCAUGUGGGAAGACUUGUAACAAACCUCUGGCCUGUGGCUCCAAUGAUGUCAUCCACCUCUGCGAGAAGGACUGUCACGAGGGCAGCUGUGGGCCGUGUUCUCUGACUUCCACCAUCAGGUGCAGAUGUGGUGCCAACAUGAAGGAGGUUCCGUGUGCCUUGAUCCAAAAUGAAGAGGAUUUCCUCUUCACCUGUGAGAAGCGCUGCAACAAGAAACGCUCGUGCGGGAGACACAAGUGUGGCGAGUUGUGUUGUGUGAUUGUGGAUCACAAGUGCUCCCUUAUCUGCAGCUACAAGCUGAACUGUGGCCUGCACCGCUGCCAAGAGCCGUGUCACCGUGGUAACUGCGGACCGUGUUGGCAGUCAAGUUUUGAUGAGCUGACGUGUCACUGCGGGGCCACAGUCCUUUACCCCCCUAUUCCCUGUGGCACCAAGCCUCCAGAGUGCCGUAACCCGUGCAGUCGGAGACACGCUUGUGAACACCCCGUGUUUCACAACUGCCACAGCGACGAGAAGUGCCCUCCCUGCACGUACCUCACUCAGAAAUGGUGCAUGGGCAAACACGAGCAACGCAGCAACAUCGCCUGUCACAUCCAAGACAUCUCCUGUGGCCUGACCUGCAACAAUCUCCUGCCCUGCCAAAUCCACCGCUGCAAACGGAUCUGCCACAAGGGGGAGUGCUUGACGGAAGGAGGCUGCCAGCAGCCCUGCACGUUGGCCCGCCCGGACUGUGGUCACCCCUGCUCGGCCUCUUGUCACAGCGGAGAAGACUGCCCACACACGACCUGCACCGCCAAGGUGAUGCUACAGUGUAGUUGUGGUCGGAAGAAGGAGCCAGUGUUAUGUCCUGAAGCUGCCAGUUCAUACCAGAAACAUGCAGCCAUCGCCAUGGCCAGCAAACUGUCCGACAUGCAGCUGGGCGACUCCAUGGACAUCGGCCCUCUCCUCACCAAGAAGGAGAUCAAACAGACCAGGCUUGAAUGUGACCAGGAAUGUGCUGUGCUGGAGCGUAACAGGCAGCUAGCGCUGGCGCUGGAGAUCGACCCCUCCUCGGACCCCUUCAACACCCGCUCCACCUCUGUCUACAGCGACAGCCUCAAAGAGGACGCCAGAAAAGACCUGAAGUUCGUCUCUGAGGUGGAGAAGGAGAUAAAGAAUGUUGUGGAGCUCGCGAACAAGGGCAAACAACCCAAGCGAAGUCAUUGCUUCCAGCCCAUGAACCGAGAUCACCGGCGGAUCAUCCACGAGCUGGCCGAGGUCUACGGCGUGGAGAGCGUCAGCUACGACAGCGAGCCCAAACGCAACGUCGUCAUCACAGCUCAGAGGGGCAAGUCGACGUGUCCCAAAUCCACCCUGACGUCACUGAUCGAGCGAGAGACCACCACCAGGGCUCCUGCUCCCAUCGCUCAUAUCAAACAGCACAGCAGCAAGUCGGCUCCUGCGAGCAACUGGUCCAAGCUGGUGAAGGAAGAACCCGUCAUCGACUACUUUGAUGUCCAAGACUGACGCAGUUCAAUCGUUCAGUUGUCCAAAAACCGCUGAAAUUCCCCUUUAGUGGUCGCUGCUUUAAGCUCUUGUUCUCAAUCUGGUUUCACUCCCUCGCGUCCUCUUCAUGAGACGGUUCAGAUGUCCCUUUAUGUUCAGAGUUAUUGUUACUCCGUCCAGAACAAUCAACAUCACAAGCAAUUCGAGACUAAAUUGACUGAUCAGGACCUCGACUGUGUAGGAAUGAAUGUAUUCUGUACCUCUUCCUCUAUGCAAUGGCACCAAAUCAAUAAAACACUUAUUUUCCCACUGUUGUUAAUUUCUCGAAAUUGCUUCAGAAGAUAUUGCUGUGAA